Anopheles nili is the source of this 1392-nucleotide messenger RNA. RefSeq lists its product as uncharacterized. Lineage: Eukaryota; Metazoa; Arthropoda; Insecta; Diptera; Culicidae. The coding region runs from base 1 to 1392 and encodes 463 amino acids. The record is from RefSeq and is a predicted model, not a curated record. The transcript has a single exon.
AUGAACCUGAUAGGAUUAUCGCUCGUGGGGCUGUGUUUGGUCAGUGUGUGCAGCGCGUUUCCGGCAAAUUGCAAAGAUCUACAAAUUGACGACAUCAGUGAUUGCGAAACCACCGAAUACGAAGAAUACCGCACCUGCAUCGAAGAGCACAGGACAUCCCGAGCGAAACGGCAAGCCGUCCUAUGUCCGUCGAUGAUCGUCGAGCCGGUAAUACAUACGGUAGCGCCUUACGAGAUCCUAAUCCCAGUGGAGCCCCUAUCAGUGGCCGUAAAGCCCGAGCCAUUACCCAACCACCCCUUGCUGAAGAGCUUGGAUCGCACCGUGAUCGUGCAACCGGGAGCUGACGGUGCCGACAGUAGCGAGAACAGCGUGCAGUACCGAGUACCACUCAACGUGACGACCGUGAUCCGCCUGACGAACGUUGUCAACAACACCAACCUCAUCCACAUGCCAACCACACUCAACAACACCAACGUUAACAACAUCCACGUGUACGCCAACCUCACCGAAACCGCCGCAAAUGAAAGCGGCUCCGAGACGUGUUGUACGGCAGUUCGGGCCAAAAACUGUAGCCCAUCGACGGACGGUGUUCGCUGUUCGCACCAGAAGUACCACACCUGUGGACCGCAGUGUACCGCUCCGGUCGUGCACGUGCAGCAGCGUAAGCGAUGCAACCGCGAGACAGGCGGCUGCCAAGAGAAGAACGCUUAUGUGCCACAACCGAGCAUGCAGACCUGCGUGUACAUCGACGACUGGCCAUAUGUCGCAUGCGGGAAGGUCGCCAACAUGAGCGUUAUUUGCGCGGGUUGCUACGACCACUACGGUGAAGGAUAUGAGGCGUUCCAUGGGCAUGGUCAGAUCGCGGACCAUUGCCGCGGUUGCUACGACGACGCGUUCGAUGUCGGUCCGCUGUACCGGCGUGGUCCCGUUCUGCGACCGUUUUACUAUCAUCAACCACCGUGCUUCCUGACGCGAAGCUGUCCCGAGAGAUACGAGGACUGCGGGUACGGAUGCUACGGGCACGAUCAGAUCGAUCCCGUCUGGGGCAUGCCGGACAGUGAUCCGUUCGAUCCCGUGCUCGAUGCGUCCAACACGAUCUUCUACAACCCGGAUGAUGUGAGGGCGCCGACUAACGAGACAUCUGACUGGGGCGUCCCGGUGGUCAAGUGUGCCGAAGUUAAGGACGGAAAAACCGUCACCUUGAGGAACUGCACCGAUAGCAUCGGCAAUCCGUACAUGGCGGUGUCGGUGCCCGUGCCGUAUACGAUGCAGCAGUCUGCAACACAAAACACAAAAGGGGAAGAUGCCGAGGAAACGGAAUACUUUUCCGGUGAUGAUUUGUUGAACAAUGACACGGUCGCUUUCGAGGAGUACAGUGACGACGAGGACUAA